CAGCUUCCAAAUUGUAUAGCUCCUUCAUUAAUUCAGGUCUGAAGCAAAGCAACAUUACACCACACCAAUGACAGCUUUCCCUCUCCUCCUCCUCUUCCUCCUCUCUCUCUUCCUCCUGAACCACUCUCUCUCCACCGCAGCAAACAUUCACAAAAAAGGCCACUUCAGACCAAAGCUCAAAUCUCACCUCGCCAAAACCAACAUUACCACAAUCUUUGAAGUAACCAAACCCAUCCAAGUUCCCAGAACCAAACCCUGCUCUUACCUCCUCCUCCAACAUGAUUUCGGCUACACAUAUGGACUACCACCAGUUCUUGCCAAUUAUACGCCACCCUCAGAUUGCCCGUGUCAAAACUUCGCCAAAAUUGUUCUCCAAUGGGAGGCUGCAUCCAAUGGGACGCAAUUUGAUCGCAUUUUCGGGGUCUGGCUAGGUGGCGUGGAGCUUCUCCGGAGCUGCACCGCAGAGCCGACAGCCACCGGAAUCGUUUGGACGAUAAAGAAGGACAUCACGAGGUAUUAUUCAUUGUUGAUGAGUAAUCAAACACUUGCUGUUUAUCUUGGUAACAUUGUUAGUAAUGUUUAUACCGGUGUGUACCAUGUGAACUUGACGGUCCAUUUCUAUCCUGCUGAAGUGAGUAUCGGCAAUUCUUUUGGUGGGUAUGGUUCUUGGGCUGAUCUGAUCUUACCCAUUUCGCGGAAUCUACCUUUGAAUGAUGGGUUGUGGUUUGAAGUCGAAAAUUCAACUGAUAUAGAGUCGAAAAAGUUCAUGAUUCCCCGAAAUGCAUAUAGGGCUGUGCUGGAGGUUUAUGUUUCGUAUCACGAGGAUGAUGAGUUUUGGUAUACCAAUUUACCGAACAACUUUAUUACCGCAAACAACCUCUCGAUUCCGCCUGAAAACGGGCCUUUUAGGGAGGUUGUGGUCACUUUGGACCGCGUGGAAGUCGGCGCAAUUUGGCCUUUUACCGUGAUCUAUACCGGAGGGAUAAAUCCCCUUUUGUGGAGACCUAUUACCGGGAUCGGAUCUUUUGAUCUCCCUUCCUAUGAUAUUGAGGUCACUCCCUUUUUGGGCACAAUACUUGAUGGAAAGACCCAUGAGUUUGCAUUUAGCGUGACAAACGCUCUGAAUGUGUGGUACAUAGAUGCCAAUUUGCAUGUUUGGUUGGACAGGAAGAGGGUAAAAACCAAAGGCCAUCUUUUGAAACACUACAUAUCGCCUGCGGUUGUUACCCUGGUAUCUAACUUGACAGGUAUAAAUGGGAAUAUUUUGACGACUGUUAAUAAAUCUGUAUCGUCGGUUGGAUGGGUGAAGUCGUCCCAUGGAAAGAUCACCACGAAUUCAACCCAACGAUUCGAUUUUAGUAACUUUAUGAUAUUGGGGGAUGAUGGGAAUUUACAGAUUGUUAACCAGACAAUCAGCUUCAAUGAUAGCGUCCAUGCCAAAUUGCCAUCUUCUUCGGUUUUCUCAAUUAAGUCAUCGAAACGAUUUCCUCUAUACCUAUACACUGACGAGGUGGACAAGGGAAAUGAAACUUUCUUAUUGGUAACGAAUUUGACAUUGGGUUAUAAUGAGAAGAAGAGGGUUAAAGCUGGUGAUUUUGGAUUAUUCGAUAGUUCUCUGAAAAAUUUGCAGAAUGGGCAGGGUGUUCUGCUUGUAGUGAACAAUUCGGUGGUUGCUGGCAUAGGGAGUACACAAGAAGUAUACCGAUACGAUGAUAGUACAUUCUGCUAUUUUAGAAAUGUUAGUAGCUCGAAUUACACCAUUCUUUACGAUAAAGAGAGAAAAUCUUGCCGCAAAUAAUUUCAGCCUCUUGGGGAUUUUGGGCUUCCGAAUGGUGUCCUUUUCCUGCUCGGAUGGUCAUUCUAGCAUCUGCUUUUCGUGAUGAUAAGUAGUAACAGCAUCGAAUCCUUCAUUUGGUUGAUUCUUCAUUUACUUCAGUAAAAGAGUUCUCGUGUGCGUGUUCUGCAGCUAGCGUAUUUAGAAGUCCGAAGAUCAAAUAAAUAGGAAUGGUGUAUAAUUUUCUUCAGAUACCACAAAACCGAAAUCAUUACCUUUUACACUGUUUCUGUAAACAUCUUUUUUUUUUUUUUUUCCAGUUAUUUGUAUUUCAGCAGGCCUUGUUUCUGUCUUUCAAGUGGACCGUGUUUAUAUACUUCCUUGUGCUUUCAUCAUUAAA
Messenger RNA from Rhododendron vialii, 2174 nucleotides. Its product is annotated as peptide-N4-(N-acetyl-beta-glucosaminyl)asparagine amidase A-like. The transcript has a single exon. Lineage: Eukaryota; Viridiplantae; Streptophyta; Magnoliopsida; Ericales; Ericaceae. Gene Ontology annotation, cellular component: vacuole. The coding region runs from base 68 to 1798 and encodes 576 amino acids. The record is from RefSeq and is a predicted model, not a curated record.